This is a messenger RNA of Ruditapes philippinarum (Manila clam), 801 nucleotides long. RefSeq lists its product as uncharacterized. The record is from RefSeq and is a predicted model, not a curated record. Gene Ontology annotation, molecular function: nucleic acid binding. Gene Ontology annotation, biological process: DNA integration. The coding region runs from base 1 to 801 and encodes 266 amino acids. Lineage: Eukaryota; Metazoa; Mollusca; Bivalvia; Venerida; Veneridae. The transcript has a single exon.
AUGGACAGAAGCUAUUCCGUUGCCAAACCAAGAAGCAAAAACAAUUGCAUGAAUGCAUUCAUUGAUAAUUUUGUGAGUCGUUUUGGUGUACCUUUACAACUUUACACGGAUCAAGGUUCCAAUUUUGAAUCAAAACUUCUUAGUGAAAUUUGCGAAUUAUUAACUAUCGAAAAAACACAUGCUACUAGUAUGCGAGCACAAGCCAAUGGGGUUGUGGAACGAUUUAAUCGGACAUUGGUGUCUAUGAUAUCUAAAUAUUGUCAAGAAUCUCAAAAGCAGUGGGACAAACUGCUUCCCAUAUUAAUGAUGGCGUAUCGGAGUUCAAGUCACUCAAGUACCAAAAUAUCUCCAAAUAAAAUGGUUUAUGGGCGAAAUGUUACUCUCCCUAUGGCGGCUGCAAUAGGUCGACCAAUCACUGAAAGAAAUAAAACAGAAACUGUUGAUGACUAUGUUAAUGAGUUACGAACAAAUCUAGAAUGCAUUCAUGACUUCGCUCGAAAAAAUAUCGGGAAAAGUUUCGAAUAUCAAAAACGACAUUACGAUACUAAUGCAAGACAACGAAAUUAUUAUGCCGGUCAAUGUGUUUGGCUGCAUGAUCCUACAAGACACAAAGGUGUGUGCUCUAAGCUGAUAAAUAAAUGGAAAGGUCCUUACUUAAUCACAAAAGUAUUAGAUGACAUUGUCUGCCUCGUUAAGCGCUCAAAAUUAAUGAAACCGAAAGCAUACCACAUCGAUAGACUUUGGCCGUACUCCGGAGUAAAUGUUCCAUUAUGGAUUACGCGCGAAAAAGCUCGAAUGUAA